Vicia villosa (hairy vetch) is the source of this 1546-nucleotide messenger RNA. Its product is annotated as sugar carrier protein C-like. The coding region runs from base 1 to 1542 and encodes 513 amino acids. The transcript is spliced from 3 exons. Gene Ontology annotation, molecular function: monosaccharide transmembrane transporter activity. Gene Ontology annotation, cellular component: membrane. Gene Ontology annotation, biological process: monosaccharide transmembrane transport. The record is from RefSeq and is a predicted model, not a curated record. Lineage: Eukaryota; Viridiplantae; Streptophyta; Magnoliopsida; Fabales; Fabaceae.
AUGCCCGCUGUAGGAAUGCCAACCGGCAGUAGCAACAAGGAGUAUCCCGGAAAACUCACUCCUUUUGUUACAGUAACAUGUAUUGUAGCCGCAAUGGGUGGUUUAAUCUUUGGCUACGAUAUUGGAAUUUCAGGUGGAGUAACAUCGAUGGAUCCGUUUCUAUUGAAAUUUUUUCCAUCCGUAUAUCACAAGAAGAACAUAGAGGUGUCAACGAGCAAGUAUUGUCAGUACGACAGUCAGGUACUGACGAUGUUUACAUCGUCGUUGUACCUAGCUGCAUUACUGUCGUCGCUGGUGGCUUCUAGUGUCACCCGUAGGUUUGGUAGGAAACUUUCCAUGUUCUUUGGAGGUUUGUUGUUUCUGAUUGGUGCUCUUGUUAAUGGCUUUGCACAAAAUGUUUUGAUGUUGAUCAUUGGUCGGAUAUUACUAGGAUUUGGUAUUGGAUUUGCCAAUCAGUCUGUGCCAAUUUACCUUUCUGAGAUGGCUCCUUACAAAUACAGAGGAGCUCUAAGUGUUGGCUUCCAAUUAUCAAUCACAAUCGGCAUUCUCAUAGCCAACAUACUGAACUAUUUCUUCGCCAAACUUGGUCGCUUAGGAUGGCGGUUAAGUCUCGGUGGUGCAAUGGUCCCUGCACUUAUAAUAACCAUUGGCUCAUUAGUCCUUCCCGACACACCCAAUUCAAUGAUCGAACGAGGCGCUCGCGAAGCAGCCAAGGUUCAUCUCAAAAGAAUCCGCGGGGUCGAAGAUGUUGACGAAGAGUUCAACGAUCUCGUAGCAGCUAGUGAAGCAUCCAAGCAAGUGAAAAACCCAUGGGGAAACUUGUUGAACAAGAAAUACAGACCUCAACUUUCCAUGGCCAUAUUCAUUCCUUCCUUCCAACAAUUCACCGGAAUCAACGCUAUCAUGUUUUACGCGCCUGUCCUAUUUAGUUCUGUCGGGUUUAAGGAUGAUGCUUCUCUUAUGUCAGCUGUGAUCACUGGCAUAGUUAAUGUUUUGGGCACCAUUGUCUCGAUUAUCGCAGUUGAUAAGCUCGGUAGGAGAGCUCUUUUUCUUCAAGGUGGUUUACAAAUGCUGAUAUGUCAGAUUGGCGUAGCGAUAGCUAUUGGAGCUAAGUUUGGAAUCGACGGAAACCCUGGCGAAUUGCCGAAGUGGUAUGCAAUAGUAGUGGUGAUGUUCAUUUGUGCUUAUGUUGCGGCGUUUUCUUGGUCUUGGGGUCCUCUUGCUUGGUUGGUGACUAGUGAGAUUUUUCCGCUUGAGAUUCGUUCGGCUGCGCAGAGUGUUAAUGUAGCAGUUAACAUGCUUUUCACAUUCUUGAUUGCGCAGAUUUUCUUGACAAUGUUAUGUCACAUGAAAUUUGGAUUGUUUAUCUUCUUUGCUUUCUUUGUGGUGGUGAUGACAUUUUUUGUGUAUUUCAUGCUUCCUGAAACUAAGGGGAUUCCGAUUGAAGAGAUUAGCACGGUUUGGAAAUCGCAUCCGUAUUGGUCUAGAUUUGUGGAGAAUGAUGAUAAAAAGGAUGGCAUUGAGAUUGGAAGGAGGAAUUGAUAAA